AUGGGAAAACUAUUAAAUUACUUGUGUAUAUUCAGCGUUUUGUUCGCUGUUUCUUACUCGUUGCGGGAUAACAACACGAGUGUAAAAAGAUCAGCAGCUAAGUGGUCUUUGACGGGUUGGGGUCAAGCCGCAGUAGCCAGGCAAACCUCGGUUGCUGCAACUGGUCUGUUUGGUGUUUUGAAGCCAUAUUUACUGGAUUAUGGCACUUUAAAGUUCGUUGUUUGAAACAGAACGCCGGAUAAACUAGAAAACGCUAAAUGGAAAGGUGAAAAGCUUGUGGUAGAAACCCCUGCACCAUUUUUUGUCGAAAGUCACAAACAACCUGUUGUAAUUUCCGCCCACUAUACAAAGUAUAUCGCAUGGAAUAGCGUUAGAUCUCUGUGGGUCUCGUAUGGCAUAUCUGGGGUACCUGCUGAUCGUAUAUGCAUUCGUGGUAAAAUAGAAAGUAGCGCUUUGGGUACCACAUUCAAAUAUGCUGUUUACAUGUUAACUUUGAAUGAUGAUUGCGACUCUGAAGCAGAGCUUGUUUUUGUGGAUAAAAACGUCGAGAAUGGAUAUCACACCAUCGAUUUCGACCGCAUUACGGCGAAGUGUGCAUUCGAAGCAGACGGACUGGACUUUAUAUUGAAUGUAUAUCUUAUCCAGGUAUAA
This is a messenger RNA of Paramuricea clavata, 651 nucleotides long. NCBI's taxonomy places the organism in Eukaryota, Metazoa, Cnidaria, Anthozoa, Malacalcyonacea, Plexauridae. The record is from the annotation of a GenBank genome assembly.